Molecule: messenger RNA, 4862 nt
Organism: Tribolium castaneum (red flour beetle)
Lineage: Eukaryota; Metazoa; Arthropoda; Insecta; Coleoptera; Tenebrionidae
Gene: MED14
Product: Mediator complex subunit 14
Exons: 10
Coding region: 262-4812 (1516 amino acids)
Biological process (GO): regulation of transcription by RNA polymerase II
Cellular component (GO): core mediator complex; mediator complex
Molecular function (GO): transcription coregulator activity
Source: RefSeq, a predicted model, not a curated record
GCUGGAUUCUCCUGUUGCCAGUGAUUUACUAGGGAAUUAUCACUUCUUAACUCGUACUGUUCUGUUCUGUGGCUGUUCCAAACCAAACUAGAUAAAAUGGUGGUGUUUUGGUGAAUUUCCGUGUUAGAAAAAAUCAAAUAAAUUAAUGAAAAAAACUCGAAUUACCGACAAUAUCGUAUAAAAAACACUAAUCAAAAUGAAUAAUAAAUAAGUGAGGUGUUUGCCGCACAUUUAAAUAAGUUUCAAGCAACCUAACCUAACAUGGCCCCUGUACCUCUGGAAGGAAUCCAGACUUUGGUGGCGAACGCCGCGGCUCAAGGGGGCCUCGGGGGCCCCCAAGAGGGCAACCGCGGCGGCAUGAUAUCCCUCGCCAAGCUAAUCGACUAUAUUAUCCAACGAACUUACCACGAACUCACAGUCUUGGCCGAACUUUUACCGCGGAAGACUGACAUGGAGCGAAAAGUCGAAAUUUACAACUUUGCCACAAGAACGCGCCAAUUGUUCGUGCGGCUGUUGGCCCUAGUCAAGUGGGCCAACAGUGCGUCCAAAGUGGAAAAAUCAGCGCGCAUUAUGGGGUUUCUGGACAAGCAAUCAUUGCUCUUUGUUGAGACAGCUGAUAUGUUGUCACGCAUAGCUAGGGACACCCUGGUGCAGGCCCGUCUUCCCAAUUUUCAUAUCCCUGCCGCUGUUGAAGUCCUGACCACGGGGACCUAUGGCCGAUUGCCUGCCUGCAUCAGGGAGAAAAUUGUGCCCCCAGACCCCAUAACAAGCACCGAGAAACGCAACACUUUACUCAGGCUAAAUCAAGUGAUACAACACCGGCUAGUGACGGGGAAUUUGUUACCACAGAUGCGCAAUUUGAAGAUUGAAAAUGGGCGCGUAACGUUCCAUGUCCAACACGAAUUCGAAGUGUCGCUGACUGUGAUGGGUGAUGGGCCUAACAUUCCCUGGAGGUUGCUAGAGAUUGAUGUUUUGGUGGAAGAUAAGGAAACAGGGGAUGGGAAGGCAUUGGUCCAUUCUUUACAAAUUCAGUAUAUUCAUCAGUUGAUUCAAACCCGGCUAGUGGAUAAUCCGCAGCCUUUAACAGAAGUCUAUAAUUGUUUGCACUUUUUUUGCCAGUCGUUGCAAUUGGAGGUUUUGUACUCGCAAACUUUGCGUCUGAUGAGAGACAGGUUGGACGACCACAUUCACGUUGACGAGUAUAUACCAGGGAAAUGUCUAACAGUCUCUUAUUGGAGAGAGUUAACAACAAAAGGCAAAGAGUCCGCCAACAAAGACCUGCGUUCGGAGCUCGGCUACCGCCUCACCAUCCAGGUGGACGCCCACGACCCGGCGCGCCCUCUCGCCGUGUUGCACGUCCCUUCCCUCGGCAACAAAGAGAGCGAAAUCGCCGAUCGCGCCAUCCGCUCCGAAAUCCUCUCCAUGGAGCGCCUCCUCGUGCACACCAUCUACGUGCGGACGCGCAGCCGCCUCAGCGACAUCAAACUCGAGAUCCAGGGCAUGGUCAAAGAAGUGGAAUGCAACCUCCAAGGCUCCCCUGCCAUCCUCUCAAUCGCCAUCCUCCAGCCGUGUCUCCGCGCCGAGCAACUCCUCAUCACCGUCGACACCCACACCGGCAUGCUGCAAUGUCACGUGCCCCAAUACGACCCGCCCCUUGUCCCCGAACUGAACAACGCCCUCAACGGCGACCACUCCAAACUACCGGUUCUCAUAAGCGAAUUGCGCUUCUGGAUCACGCAGAGACGCUGCGAGAAGACUUUGCAACAUCUACCAGCCACUGCGCAUGAAAGACUACCACUGUUGCAUCACUCAGAUCACCCGUUGACUAAAAUCGGACGACAUCGGAUGUACAUCCAACUGCACCGGCACCCGAAUGUUGUUUUAAUCGUUGAGUUGAAAGAGAAGGAAACGUCGAUGUGUGAAGUCGACUGUGCGUUUCACAUGGCCGUGGUCAAGCCCUCAAGCAUUGAGGACAACCCUGAUGAUGACACCAUCGAAACCGAAAUCCCGAAAGUCUACCUCAAAGUACAAACUCUAAUCGAGUUUGAUACUUUUGUUGCAACGCACGGUCCCUUCACUUCAAUCGAUUCAGAUUCCGAUCACACUGAACUAAAUAGUUUGAAACGUAAGGGCGGAGUCAAGCCGGAACCGCCCACAAGGCGGUCCAAACAACCCGCCUACUUUAUAUCAGAAUUAGCGCAUGUCGUUGCCAUGUGUGACGAACGUUUGCCGUACGUGAGCCUGGCCAAUGAGUUGAAUAAACGCAGUAUUUUUCAUCAAGGCUUGCAAGUUGAGGCUAACGCCACCGGUUUGGUGUUAAAAUUGAUCCAAUUACCGCCUCCAACGACCGAAAUAGGCGGCUCACCGGCUUGGCACGCCCUCUUGAAGCGAUUAUUGACCGUUUCGAUCAGGGUUUUGAGCAAAGGGAUGAUGAAAAGUUGGAUGACAGAGUUUGUUUUUUAUGCGACACCGUUAACUAGCACGCAUCCGAAGGAACAAGGGUCGCGACGGCCGGUGUACUUCCAGUACGAUAUGGCCACAAUUGACGCCACUUCACGUACGGUUGACUCAUUAUUGAGUGAUUGGUACCAAAUUGUGCACUUGUACACGAUAGUGCAUGAUUUGAGUGAAUAUUUAAAGGGCGAUAAGUACAAUUUGUCCAACAUGUUCAGUAUUAAGUCUUACAAUUAUAGUAAGUUAGUUUUGUGUUAUGGCCCUGAAAAGGGUGCCAUGGUUUCGAUACAUUGGAACAGUGGGGAGAAGGCGUUCAAGUUGGCAUUUGGUGCGACGAAUAAUGCGAUCAAUGCGCAUUCUUUGAUUCGGGAACAGUUGGAGAGUCAUUUAAAUGAGUAUCGAAAUUUGGCGCAAAUUAUCCAAUUGUUACACGAGACGUACGAACCCUUGAUUUCCAUCAGUAAGCUGCCGACGCUCCCGCAGCUAGGGAUCCAAAAUACACGCCCUCAAGUGCCCGUCCAAACCUUCACCAUAAUGGCCCAAUCGUGCACCCUCAUCCGGCUCGCCUACCAGGGCAUGUACUGCCUGGAGCUGCGCAUCCGCGGCGCCGGCCUUGUCUCGCUCCGCGACGGCGCCUACAGCCGUUUCGACCGCAGCAACGUCGUCGACGUCUUCUCGCCCACUCAAGGCCUCAAAGCCUUCCUCUCGAAAUACGUGGACGAGACGGCCGUCUUCCGCCGCCGCUCUCAAUCCGAGGACGACAACCCCCCAUCCCCCGUCUCCAUGGAGGUGGAAGGCGGGGCCAGCGCCGGCGGCGGCUUCCUCGGCCACCACCGCGGCCCCCAAUCCCCCGCGGGCACGCGCGAGCCCGGCCUCCGCUUCCACCCGCCCCUGACCCCGCCCUCCGGCUCCAACCCCCACACCCCCGCCAGUCCCCACACCAUCAACCAGACCCACACCAGUUUCGGGUCAAGUCCCGCGACGUCCUUUAAUCUCUCAUCGCCGACUUCGCUCCCAGCGAAUAUUAAUCCGAGUCCGAUGCCGCACCCAAGUCCCAGUGGACUUGUUGCCAAUUCGCCGCUUAAUCCACAAUUGCCAAGUCCUGGGGGUUUGUUAUCGAAUUCGUCACCGGGGCCGGUUUCGACCAGUCUUCCGGGUCAUAGUCCCGUUAGUAGUUUUAUGGCAACGGGUCAUACGGAUGGAAGUCCGUUCCCGUCCUCGCAGAGUAUGGCGUCGCCGGCGGCGUCCAAUUGGCCAGGUUCGCCGAGUAUGCCACGGCCAUCGCCAGCAAGGCCGGGACAGUCACCUGGGGGGCACCCCAUAAUGCAUAGUCCGCAGAGUGGGGAUAUGAGGACGGGGAGUCAUUUGUCGAGGGUUUUGCCCCAGAGGUCGUGGGCGGGGGCUGUGCCCACCUUGCUAACACAUGAGGCGUUGGAGACGUUGUGUUGCCCGUCUAUGCACCCGCAAGGGCUGCCGGGGCCCGAGCUAGCGCCUUUGGAGAGGUUCCUGGGCUGUGUUUAUAUGAGGAGGCAGUUGCAAAGGUUCAUACAUAAUGAGAAUUACUUAACUGCCAUCCCUAAUACCGAACUGGGCGUCAUCCACUUCAAAGUCACAGAAAUCCUGCAAUGUCGAAUCGGCUUGAACCCACAACACUUGCAAAGUCUCCACCUCAAAAUCACUCCUCUGCCCGACCAUAAGGACGUAUGGACGUCAGAAGAACUCCAAGUUUUGGAAAAAUUCUUCGACACACGAGCAGCAGCGCCCCCUUACAAACCAACCGCAAUGUUCACUUUUUGCACAAUGUUGAACGUUCCAGUCAACGUCCUUAAGGAUUUCAUACAAAUCAUGAAACUGGAAUUGAUGCCUGGACUCGUCCAACAACAAGGUAUGAAAUGGUCGGUGCAGUGGAUGCUCCGGAUACCGCCCUCCGCCAUGCCCAUCGUUCCCACGGGAAUGUCAGGAGUGCUCGUCUACCGGGCAAAAAUCCUGUUUUUUUUGCAAAUUACUCGAAUUGGAGUGCAGUACCCCCCGAACAUGGAGCCGCCCUCCCUAGUGCUCCCUUUCAUCUACGACGUUAAUUCAAACAUGACGCAGUUGGCCGAGAAAAGGGAGGCGGGGACUGUUCCCGGCAUGGCCGCCGCCAGUCAACUCCUCAAACACUUUGCCCAAUUCCAGUCGAACAUCUCCGAGUGUUCGAUUUUCCCAGCCUUGAGGGAACUCCUCCUCAACCUAGUGCUGCCAACUGAACCGCAACAGAGUCCAGCACCACAGAUACAAUCACCGGCGAUGCAAAUGCAACAAGGGGGCCAACCAGGGUAUCCAGUCUCCAUGCCCAUGGGCAUGAUGGGGCCACAAUAAUGUAUUUUGUAAAUAUGAACGAAAUGAAAUAAACAGGUUUGUUUUAUUCA